CGUAAAACUGCUACAGUCUUAAGACUGUUAAAAUACGGUACGUUCACUCUCCUCGCGGUUUCGGUUUCUCGGACACUGCAAUGUGUAGUGUGCAUGACACAUUGCGUGAAAACUUACGAAGCAAAACAAUCAUAAAGUAACUCUGGGUGUAUAUUUUGAAGUUACAAAUAAAAUAAAAUAAAAUGUCGAAUCAAUUUCAAAAAGAUUUGAUUCAUCAAUAUAAAACUACAUGCAAUAAGCUGAAAAAGAUUCAGAGAGUGCUGUUCAAGCACUUUGCCCCCAAUGUAUCGGAAGUGGCAGAUGAGUUCGGUUCCUUGGCGACAAGCUUCAACAAUGCAUUCCAGCCGGAGUAUGCAGCCCUAUGUCACAUGGGCCAGGGAAAAUGCGAGAAGAUGAUAGGGAACGAUGCAGCCGAAGUGGACGCCCUCUUGAAAGCAGCUCGUGCCUUUCGCAGAGCGCAUAACCAGCAAACCAAGCUAAAGAUCGAAAAUCCUUCGUCGGAUCAUCUGGAGGGAGCAUUCCGAUGUUACACCCAAGCUUUGUCCCGGUUGCCAGAUGAUUCGGUGACAAAAGCCGCAAUCAUUCGGGAACUGAAGGAGAUCAACCCCAAUGUGGAGAUUACUAGCAAUUUCAGCUCGCCAAGCCAUCGCAUUUGGGAUCUGGAACAGUCGGCCGAGGAGAACAUCAAGUCACGAGACUAUGUGGCAGCGUUCGAAAAGCUGACCGAAAUUUACGACGAUGUUACGGAGAGGCGAUGUGAGGAUCUGUAUCUGCAGGUGAUGCAAAGGGUUGAAGUAUCUCGACUAUUGCUACUAUGCUUGCUUCAGCUUCCUCCAUCGGUCCGAUAUGACGGAAAAUUUAUCGAACGAUAUUCAUCCAUUGGAGAAAAUAAUCAAGCAAUCGUUAGUCCUCGAGGUAGUGAAAUAGUCUCGGAACAUUUAUUCUUCAUGCUACAAUCGUUGGUAGUUUCUUGCCAAGCUAAGGAUAUUGAUUCUCUAGUUGCUGUAAGAGAUGAGCUGAGCCAAUGUCACGAACUUACUGACUCUCAACAGACUUUACUGGAGGAGCUUGUCUCGAAAUAUUCCAAAUGAUAUUAAGUUUAAAUAUUUAAUGAUUAAAAGAUAAAUAUGAAUGUUUAGCUAACACUGUACAUAUACAGACUGUAAAGUGAGUCAUAUUGAAAUGUUAAUGUAAAUUAUAUGUAUUUAAUCAAAAUUUAAUAUUUAAUAAAAUGAAGUCUAGUUUAUACCCAUA
Aedes albopictus (Asian tiger mosquito) is the source of this 1254-nucleotide messenger RNA. RefSeq lists its product as uncharacterized. Bases 183 to 1091 code for a protein of 302 amino acids. Gene Ontology annotation, cellular component: early endosome. Gene Ontology annotation, biological process: vesicle cytoskeletal trafficking. The record is from RefSeq and is a predicted model, not a curated record. The transcript is spliced from 2 exons. Lineage: Eukaryota; Metazoa; Arthropoda; Insecta; Diptera; Culicidae.